This is a messenger RNA of Striga hermonthica, 1560 nucleotides long. The record is from the annotation of a GenBank genome assembly. NCBI's taxonomy places the organism in Eukaryota, Viridiplantae, Streptophyta, Magnoliopsida, Lamiales, Orobanchaceae.
AUGGAGCGAAAAUUCCUCGAAAACCCUUAUUCUCCGACGUCUCAGCCGCCGCCUGAAAAUAUUUUGAGUCCAACUCGCCGCUUCUUAUACCCCAUCGAAAUCCAGCCGCAGUCCCCUUUCAUUUCAAACUUAGCCGAUCAAAUUCAAGACAUUGAUUCAGCCUUUUCAAAACUCGCCUUCUCCCCCGAGCCGCCUCGAUUCAAUGCCCAAACGCCGUCGUUUCUGGGUCUUCCCUACAUCCACGAUGAUGAUACAAAUCCUUUCCGAGAGCCACAGCAGUCUUCAUUUUGGGCUGAGUCUCAGAGUAUCAACGAUGGGCUUUCUGGUCGCUUUGGAGCCCACCAGAAAAUCAAUGUGGGCCCAGACGCAAUGGGUUUUUGUGGGAAAUAUGGCGAUCCCAGAUUGUUGAAAUCUCUUCACCGGCAGGAUUGUUUUUACGACAGUGGGUGUGAUUAUUAUGACUACUCUUCCUUGCAUGGCAAGGAACAAUUUGUUUCAAGAAAAGCUACCAGCUUUUAUCCAAUUUCGCCAUUUGUUCAACAGAGCAAUCUGGUCAGGCCCAGGCCUUCUCCGGAGAUUCUCAGAAGCAAAAUAGUCUCAUUGGCCAAUGAUCAAAUGUGGUGUGGUGCACUGAGCCUUAAAGUGGAGGAGGAGGAGGGUUUGAGUGAGAGAGAGAUUGAGGUGGUGUUGCCGCAGGUGAUUGAGCAUUUGUGUGACCUGAUGAGGAAUCAGUUUGGGAGCCAUUUCGUUUACAAGUUUUUUGUUGCUUGCAAUGAGGAUCAGAGGACCAACAUCAUUAUCGCCCUUACAAGAUCUCCAUUUAAGCUCAUUAGCAUUUGUCUCAAUUCCUAUGGGGCUAGAUCUGUGCAGAAAAUAUUGGAGAAGCUGAUUACGCCUCAGCAAAUAGCGUUGGUAGUGUCUGCUUUAAGCCCUGGUGCUAUUACCCUUGCCAAUGAUCCAAGUGGUCAUCAUGUUAUACAAUACUGUGUUAGAAACUUCCCAGGGGAAUAUAAUAAGCAUCUUUUCAACGAGAUAGCAGAUAACUGUUUCAAAAUUGCAACCAACAAAAGUGGGUGCUGUGUAUUACCCCCAUGCGUGGAGUACUCUCAUGGAGAAGCUAGAGAACGAUUGGUUAGGGAGAUAAUAGCAAACGCUGUGCACCUCGCUGAAGAUCCUUAUGGCAACUAUGUGGUGCAACACCUGCUUGGACUGGACAUGCAAGAAGUUACAGCAGAUCUUGUGAGACGGUUGCAGGGGUCGUUUGUGUCUCUCUCAUGCAAUAAGUAUGCCAGUAAUGUUGUGGAAAAGCUUAUGCUGGAGUCAGAAGAAAAUCAUUCGGACGCAAUUAUCAUGGAGCUGCUGACGAGCCCUAAUGCCUCUAUGCUUCUCCUCGACCCUUUUGGAAAUUUUGUCAUUCAGUCGGCAUUAUCAGCAUCCAAGGGGCACAUCCAUGACGCAUUGCUUAAUUUAAUCCAAGCAAAUGCGCCGUCCAUGCAGAGCAACCUUUAUGGUAAAAAAAUCCUUGCUUGGUUCGCAAAAAGGAAGCUCCGCGGUGCGUAG